AUGCAUCCUCCCUUCCACCUGCAUCCCCUGUCAUCCUCCCUUCCACCUGCGUCCCCCGUCAUCCUCCCUUCCACCUGCGUCCCCCGUCAUCCUCCCUUCCACCUGCGUCCCCCGUCAUCCUCCCUUCCACCUGCCACCUCUGUCAUCCUCCCUUCCACCUGCCACCCCUCCCCUGUCGUCCUCCCUCCCCCCUGCCGUCCUCCCUCCCCCCUGCCGCCCCUGUCGUCCUCCCUCCCCCAUGCCGCCCCUGUCGUCCUCCCUCCCCGCUGCCGCCCCUGUCGUCCUCCCUCCCCCCUGCCGCCCCUGUCGUCCUCCCUCCCCCAUGCCGCCCCUGUCGUCCUCCCUCCCCCCUGCCGCCUCUGUCGUCCUCCCUCCCCCCUACCGCCCCUGUCGUCCUCCCUCCCCCCUGCCACCCCUGUCGUCCUCCCUCCCCCCUGCCGCCCCUGUCGUCCUCCCUGA
Closterium sp. Naga37s-1 is the source of this 459-nucleotide messenger RNA. The record is from the annotation of a GenBank genome assembly. Lineage: Eukaryota; Viridiplantae; Streptophyta; Zygnematophyceae; Desmidiales; Closteriaceae.